This is a messenger RNA of Malassezia sympodialis ATCC 42132, 927 nucleotides long. RefSeq names its product lipase family protein. The record is from RefSeq and is a predicted model, not a curated record. Gene Ontology annotation, biological process: lipid metabolic process. Lineage: Eukaryota; Fungi; Basidiomycota; Malasseziomycetes; Malasseziales; Malasseziaceae.
AUGCGCUUCUUCGGCCUUGCUGCGACGCUCUUCUCUGCCCUUGCUGUUGUGGGCGCUUCGCCCGCUCGCCGUGCCAACUACGGCCCUACCUCGUACCAGAAGCCCGAGGGCCUUCCGGUCAACUGGUACGAGCUGUCUCUGGCGGCUGGUCUGUCUAGCCAGACCUACUGCGAUGACUCUGACAUCUACGGUUUGAGCGUGGGUGAGGGUACGCUGCUCUGGUCCAAAUGGCUGGGUAUCGUCAACCAGCGUGUGAACGUGUACCACACCCCUACCCUGGGUGUGACUGUGGCGUUCGAGGGUACUACCCCUAGCCUGCUGUCGAUUCUCCACGAUGGCGAGCUGAUUCUUGAAGAUCCUAAGGGUCCUCUCAAGGACGCUGUUGAGGGCGGUGCUCAGAUCCACUCUGGUUUCCAGGAUGCCUACCUGUCGGUGGCUGAGGAGACGUUUAAGAAGGUGCAGUCCGUUAUGAAGGAGAAGAACGACACUCGUGUCACUACCACGGGUCACUCGCUCGGUGCUGCGAUGGGUCUGCUUGCUGCUAUGGACUACAACCACCGCCUGGAGCAGGGCCUCCACCGCUCGCUGGUGUUCGGUCUUCCCCGCGUUGGUAACCCUGAGUUCGCCGACUCGGUCGACAAGAAGAUCGGCGGCAAGUUCUACUACGCUGUGAACGGUGGCGACUGGGUGCCUCAUGUGCCUUUCCGUGAAUGGAACUACCAGCACCCCUCGGGCCAGAUCUGGAUCCACCCGGCCAACUCGAAGAACUGGAAGUUCUACCCUGGCGAGGAGAACCACUUCGGUGCCAACCAGGUGGGCAUUGAGCUGACCAACAUGUCGGACCACCACGGCUGGUACUUCCACACGGCGCUGGGUGAGCAUGUGGUGGCCACCUGCCCUGCGACGGUUAACACCCAUCAUUACUAA